AUGAGUGGUAAUAAUCAAUCAUAUGAAACUGGUCAUGGUGCCCGGCCGAACCAGCUUUUCAAAGAUUUUAUAUGGGUGAUAAAAAGUCCGGAAAUUAGUACUAGCUCAGGUUCUGGAAACACCUUAUCACCAAUUACACCUUCAUCGCUGGACUUUUACAGCCCGUCCAUGUUCCCUCAGGAUUGUGGUUUUGAUAUGAGCAACCAGCCUUACUCGGUAGUCACAUCUACAGGCAUGGAGGACACUCAUAUUCCAAGUGCUACUUGGCCUAUGGUUGAUCCUAGCACACCCUUCUUGCAAGAUCUGGAAGUUGACGAUUCAAACCUCAUGGACGCAGACCCGUCUCACAAUCAAGCAAAUAUGACAAACAGUAUUGCCAGAGGAUCAAUCCAAAGAAGAACAUUAAAAGCAGAACAAUCUUCAAAGCUGGCCAAUAUCGAAUCUAAUCUCCCAACAAAAUCCACCAACUCAAAGGCUUCUCUUUCUAAGCCUCCGAAAGGCAAGUGUGCUAAGCUUGUCAAGAGUAGGAAGUCCUCGGUGUACCAGCCACCAAGACCUUCGACAUCAUGCGAGGGGGAAAUUCCUUCAUAUGGCUUUGACCCAGCAGACCGAACAAUCCACAAUUUAACAGAAAGAAAAUAUCGCAAUCGUCUCAAUGAGCAGUUUGAUACUCUGCUCUCUGCACUUCCUGCUAGUGCAAUGAACAGUCGAUCCAUUGAUGAUUCUUCGGAAACGAGGAGAAUCAGUAAAGCCGAGGUUUUGAUUCUGGCUAAAGAGAGAAUUGAAUCACUAGAAAGGGAAAAUAGGGAGCUGGAAUGCGAGAGAUGUAAAUUUCGGGAAAGUUUAGAGUUCCUAAAGCUUACGUAUGGUACUUCGAUCGACUUUCCCGGGCAGUAG
This is a messenger RNA of Glarea lozoyensis ATCC 20868, 897 nucleotides long. Its product is annotated as HLH, helix-loop-helix DNA-binding protein. Gene Ontology annotation, molecular function: protein dimerization activity. The transcript has a single exon. The coding region runs from base 1 to 897 and encodes 298 amino acids. NCBI's taxonomy places the organism in Eukaryota, Fungi, Ascomycota, Leotiomycetes, Helotiales, Helotiaceae. The record is from RefSeq and is a predicted model, not a curated record.